GUCACCACUUCUCCCUCCUUGAGAAGUAAAGCUCCCACAACUUUUUCACCUUUUUGUUGUUGCUCCCCAGAUCUUCGUGGCAAGGACCCAUCGAAAGUCACCACCACCACUAGGCUCUGUGCUCGCUUCUUUUAAAAUUGGCACCCACUUCUCAAAAGGGGCCAUCAGUCUCCAGGACCACCAGCUCUAAUAAACUUGUCGGCUAAGAGAAAUGAACCACUGUUCAAGGAGGGCUUGACAUUGCCACCGGCCAGCCAGAGCUAGAGAAAACUGAUAGACAGACGUCGUUGUUGUCUGAUCUUGAAUUUCUUACACUUCCCAUUUCCCAAGUUCGAUUUGAAGUCGAACCCAUUGUUGUUGUCAUACAGUUACGGUUGUAUGCGCGCCCAACAAGCAAAAAACAGAAAAACAGAACGGCACUGGAGGCUUCUUUUUCCCUUCUAAUCCACAACCACAACAACAACCCACGUCACGGCACUGGGCAUAUUUUAAACACCACCGACUUUCCAGCCCAUGUAUAGUUCAAAACCAGACUGAGAUACUACAGCAGAAACGAUAUAAAGGAAAACCCGUUACUACCGUAUGAUGCCCACGAUGCAACCGGCGUCGGCGGCAAUAAAUCCAUCGCCGCCCGCGACGGCUUCAUUUUCUUCUUCUCUUGCUGCAGACAGCAACCAGCCGACUCUCCUCAGUCUGCCACCCGAGGUGAGAAAUUUGAUCUACCGCUUCGCUUUCCAACAACCCGAGCCUUUGCGCCUACGAUGCCCCUCGCAACGACGGUUACGCCCAUCGCGACCGCCUAAGGACGACCCUCGGGCCUUUCUGGAUACCUGCCACCUCGUGCGCUCCGAGGCUUUGUGCUUGUACUACAGUCUCAACUCGCUUGUUUUUCGCUCGACUGAACAUUUGCUGUCGUUCAUCGCCGACCCCGAAAUCCACCCAUGCAUCAAAUCCUCUCUCGCCCACGUCGCCGUCGAUUUUGGUGACGCGACCGACGCCGACUCCAUCCUCAAAGACCACAUCGUCCUCGUCGACACGUGCGUGGGCAGCUUGCCGCGCCUGAAGGCCCUGGAAACCCGCUUCUACGCGCGCACGAUGGACUCGUGCUCGUUGCAGCAUUUUCAAACUCUGGCCCUCGCGCUGGACGGUCUCGACGCCGAGAUGAACGCCUCGCCCUCUCCGAGAUCGUCUCGCUCGUCGCGCAGUUCUCGACAAAGUUCGCGACAGAGUUCCAUUUCGAGCCGCGCGACGUCGCCCGUCUCCGAGGCCAGCAGCAUCUGUUCCAGUCCGAUGGAACUGGUUUGCGAGCCCGAGUCGAUCAAGCCUGUAUCCGAACAGCCCGAGCCAGAGUUCGACAUGUCGGCAAUCCAGGCCGAAGUGCUGGAACAGUAUUGUUUCACCCCUUCGGCAGCGGUGGCCUUUGCCUCGUCCAAGCUCAAGUUCUCCGUCGCCGCGUCUUCGCACGUCUACCCCGGCGCCAAGCACGAUAAACUAAUAUGUUACAAUCUCCGCAUCAGCGCCGACGGGGUUCGUAGCGCCCUGGGUGACGCGAAGGAGGCUGUCGAACAGCGCCUUGAGCGUGUCGGCAUGCUUCCUAGACGGCUCAGUGAGAUGUACGACGUCGCUGCCGACGGUGGAUUUCAUCAACGCGUACGCGCCACCCUCGCCUCUUGUGCUAGGAUUGAUGUCGGCGUGUCGUGAAGCCUUGAUUAUACAUCAACAUCAAAACAAUACCCGACCGGAGUUCCAAUCUGUCACUUCUCCGUGCUUGGAGUUUCGACAUUCCCGGAGCCAUUGGUCACAGCCUCGAAAAUUCUCGGGGGCCAAAAACAGCAACUGCGCCGUCUUCGAGACAUGACAUUCAGAACUCGCGGGGGGCCUUGGAUACCCGAUAUCUGGGUUCUGGCCCCCGCGAGGCUGAAUGAAAAGCUAAUCGCCAAGUGCCAAGUUGCCAAAAUCUCAGGCCACCCUCAAGGCAAACUGAAAACUCUCUGGCUCCCCCGACCUCCGACCUCCGUUACUCCGUGGUGGGGUGGGUUGUUGUCGUUGUGGUGUUGUCUUUUUCGGUGAUGGGGGCUGAGAAAAAGAAAAGUCCGGACAAGGGUUUUUUUUAAUUAGCUCAGCCCUGGCAUGAUCGACCGCAAGGAACAAGGCGAGAUUUACAACACCACCAAAAGAGGCAAUAAUGGCCAAGUGCCAGUCCUCGUACUCGUACUCGUAUUAUUGCGGAGUACGGAGGAUCUUGUACAGCUGUUUCUCUGUCCUUAUACUUCCUGACGAUUCUCCUAGUCGUCCUUUCUUGUUUCUCACGGGGAGGGAGAUUUUUUUUAAUUGGUUUCUUUUUUCAGAUACCCUCUACACGGAACCAGGACUCUUUUUACUGUAUGUAAUUCAUAGUGGUAGUACCUUUUCAAGGUUUUACGAGAUGACGAAAAUGAGAUAUGAUCAUGACCUGCC
Exophiala oligosperma is the source of this 2457-nucleotide messenger RNA. RefSeq lists its product as uncharacterized. NCBI's taxonomy places the organism in Eukaryota, Fungi, Ascomycota, Eurotiomycetes, Chaetothyriales, Herpotrichiellaceae. The transcript has a single exon. The record is from RefSeq and is a predicted model, not a curated record. The coding region runs from base 583 to 1701 and encodes 372 amino acids.